UCUGUGCAAGCAGGACACCCUUUAAAUCAUGACAAAAAUCCAAGAUGGACGCUUUCGAGAGUAAAAUUCAUUCCGUCUUUGCUCAGAUUUUCUAAUAAAAAUUCUCCUUUAGCGGCGCUUUCUAACUUCAAUUUCCUGUGAAAGGAGCAGCCAACAAUCGACCACGUGUUUUCCACUACUCAAAAAAGUGCUCGCUGUCAAUUUUAACUUGAAAUUUUGCAAUUAAAGUGGCUAUUCUGCGCGUUGGCCGCCGUCCCAGGUCUUGUGCAAAUUUCUCGGUCUUGUGGAGAAAUUCUUACGUUUCGUUUUCGUCGUGUGCCCAAAAAGUGUUUGUAUUAUAGCGAGAAUUUUUAACAGGACUCUGACGAUUCCGGUGAGCUGGGCUUGUCGGAUUAUAUAGGCUCGCGCCGCUCGGAUAAAGUGAAUUUAGAGAAGUAGUUUGUGAGGAAAUUCUCAUUCGGAAAAUUGUUUGAAUCGCUUGAGUGAUGUGUGUGAGAAGUUCUGGAAAUAUGAAAAUGCUUGUUUUGUGAGGCCAGUGCUCGAGGAGUGGGAUCUCGCCGGGGUGCUGUGUUGGUAGUUUAGAGCCCUUGAAGCGCUGCGGGUGCGGAAAUCACGCCGACCUCGUCCUGGCUGGAUCGCGGACAUUGAAGAGUUAGAAACCCUCUCGGUCGGGCAGGCUAAAGUUCCGGUCGCCAACGAAUGCACGGUAGCCUGGGGCAACAAACGCGAAGGAGUUCUCGCAUGCGGAUCAAGCAGGAUAUGAUGCCGAAUUGGAUUACAAUUCGCGCUCUCACGGAAAACCCAAAGGAUAUUUCGUUCAUGCUUGGAUGAAGCGAUAGCUCAGUCCUUGCUGGAGGAUCUAGAGAACUUGUGAGCAGACCGACUCCACUGCCGCCAGGAUUGCAAUCGCUUUCGGCUCUAGCACGAGUGACGUGUAAACCGCUGCCCAUCACGCCACAGCAAAGCAUAUUAUGGCGAAGGCAUACAUCAAGAAUGAAUUACGCGGGGGCUCCUUCGCGGCUCAGUCACAACCGGAGCCCCCACAGUCAUCAGCAUCGUCACCAGCCGUAGCGCAGUCCCAACAACAAUAUCACCAGCAACAUCAUCACCAUCAACAGCAACAAUUUCACAAUGUAUCGAAAACGAAUAACAACGAAAUUCUUGGUCCCAGCAGUCAUGAGCCGGCUCUAGCUAUAUGUUAUGUGUGUGGUGCCCGUGGUGGAAUCUAUGAACAUAUCCGUGCUUAUCCAAAUCCUGAACGACCUAAAGAGCCAUACUUCUCGUUUCUAGAGCGCCAUGAGCCGCCGAAUGGAGUUAGGCAAAUUUCGCAUAGUGAACCUUAUGUAAAGGCUUGUAUGCUCUGUUACCGAUCCCUAUUCGAGCAGUGGGAUGCAUUCGAAAGGGAAGGCAAGCCCCAUCAACAACGGCUCUACCAUAUGAAACGCAUCGAUGGAAAAGGAUAUAUUGGAGCUGAUAUGACCACCCAAGGCGAGUAUGCAGCUCAAAUGUUGGGAUUGAGUGCAGAACAUUUGACAAAUAGUGGUAUAGGUGGAGGUUCUCAUCUUCCUCCAUCUUCAGCCUUCUCCUACGCUGCUCCAAUUCCUCGGCCGGUAUCCCGAGAAUAUCUCACGCAGCAACAGCAGCAAAUACGUAAUGAAUCACCACAUCGGCCUACUUCUCGCAACGAAUCGCCUCAUGGUAAACCUGUUGAUUACUAUGGGAAGAAUCAAGUGUCAACACAACGACCUGCCAGUAGGAACACUGACAAGUCUCAAAGUAGGCCACAUUCGCGUGAAAAUCCCCAUAAUCUCGCACAGCAACAAAACCAAACGCCGACACAUUCUCAGCAACAAGCGCGCAUGCUGAAUUCGUACGAAGGCGUCAGUAUGAAACCAUCUCCUUUUGCUCAACAUAAACUCAAACUAGGAUCUGGCUCAUACAUGACAUCAAUGGUGUCAAACCAACCCGUGAGUGGCCUAGACACAAGUAACAGUGGUCACCAACAACAUUAUGCAUCUAAUAGCAAACACAGUCCAUACCCACCUGGCAAUAGUAUGCCUCUUGCACCGUCACAUGGAGGAAGCAUAGUGACAGGGAGUGUUUCCCAUGUUCCUGUUAUGGAAGAAGAUGGAGUUCUUGACUUGAGAAACUCACAUCAUUCCACAACUUCACCGUCUCCGCAUCAUCAUCAAACACAGAUGAAACUUCAGCAAUCACGGCCUCCUAGUAAUCCCCCAACAACAACAAAUUCUGUUGAAGUAGGCAUCUUGGAUUUGUCAAUGCCAGAUAAGAAUUCAACCACAGAAGUGUGCUACGUAUGCGGUGAUGAGCAACGCCGGGGGAGUUUAAUCGAAAUGUGUACGAUUGCUCCGAAAGAUGCCAAAGAUUGGGAUAAACCAUUCUUCCCACUGUUUGGGGAAACUCACCCCAGACCACCACGAUCAAGGCCCAUUGAUCCUCGUGGUAUGAUACAAGCGUGUCACUUGUGUCACGAUUAUCUAAUGCAACAGUGGAAUAAAUAUCAGGCGAAUGGAGCCCCGGUUAGUGAACGACGCUAUUCGUUACGAAAGAGGCCGGCAUCCGUGACAGAACGAACAACUUUUGUUUGUUAUACGUGCGGUACGGACACUCCAUCAUCAAAAUUACGUUUAGUGUAUUGUUGUGCGAAUGCAGAGCGGGAACCAUACUACCCGUUCAUCACAUCAAUAAAACCAUUUCCAAAUGUUAGUCCAAUAAGUCCACAGGGUAUGGUGCAAAUAUGUUCCUCGUGCUAUGAGAAGCACUCAAGUUUAGCUGAAGGUGGUGUACCAGCAACUACUAAUAAUUUAGAUAGUCUUAGCAGUGGAGGAGGUGGUAUGGUUAAUAAUAUUGGCGGCGGUCGAUAUACGCCAUCAGAUAAAUCACAAGCCAAUUCGGAUACGAGUAACGUACGAUUUAAGCCUUAUGAAACAAAUUCAUCGUCAUCACGUGAUCUAAAAGGAUCAAGACGUGACUCUAGACCAAAUACCCCACCCCAUUCACAAGGGCCUAUGGAAAACGGCCACGGACAAUAUCCAUGUUAUAUUUGUAAAACGCCUACACAAGCAAUAAAGAUGGAGUGGUUGCUAACUAGUGCGGAACAUAUGAAUUCACAUGCUAUGCAUUUUCCCUGCCUAAAAUCAAAUGAUAUAAAUUCGAAUCGUGUUUUAGCUUGUAAAGAUUGUGUUAGCCAUUUGGCCCGACAAUGGGAAACAAUGGAAGCUGAAAGAGUUCCUUUAGAGCAUCGAAAAUAUACAAUUCCUUCUCCUAUGAUGGCAUCAUCAUCACCAAAUGGAUCUCGACACGGUGGUUUGAGUAUUAAUACACCUCCAUCGACUCCAUCGGUUUCAUCCACACCCGCUAGUACUUCAAUUUACUGCUUCCUAUGCGGCCUACAUUCUGACUUAACUUUAGCCAGAGUUCUAUAUACAAGCAAAGAGGGUUCUCGUCCAUAUUUUCCUCAUCUAUUACAACAUAAAUCGCCUGCAAAUGCUGAGCAAUUGCGUUCCGAUCAUUCAGCAUUAGUUUGUACCUUUUGCUAUCAUUCGCUGCUGAAUCAAUGGAGGAAAUACGAAGCACAAAAUAAUAUAAGUCCAGCGGAAAGGAAAUACAAUUGGCACGAUUACUGUUGCCAUAUAUGUGGUAUUAUGACAUAUAGAAAACGAGUACGAGCGUUACCUAUAAGGGACUUCCCAUUUGUUGCAAAUCGUAAGAGUGAUGACGCUUUACUGCUAGAGAACGGCGAAUAUGCUGUCGUAUGCCUAGACUGUUACGAAAGCUUAAGACAACAAGCGGCACAUUAUGAUCGUGUUGGAGUUCCUAUACAGAAAAGAGGAUACAAUUGGGUCCCGCAACCUCCGCCACCGGAAGAUAGCCCCGAUGUUUCUGUAGCAAGGUUACCAUGUGGCGAGAGAUCAGAUAAAGUUAAUUCAACUUUGAGGCCAAUACCAAAUAAAAAAGUUAGCUCACCAAAACAAUACACUAGUGAUAAGUCAAGAGGCGAAAUUGUACAAGCGAAAGCAGGACAGAAGCGACCAGCAACUAGUCCAGCACCCUUAAUACCAUCACCGCAUCAUCUGCAAUCGCCAUCAAAUCCCUCUGCCGUUGGUGUACCGCCUACAAUAAGUAAUCAUGUAGUUAGCAAUCAUAUAGGAGUCCCUUCACCAGUUGGUGCUGCAUCGAAUCAACAGUCAGGUUCUAGUGCUGUCAAUGCCCCUGGUAAUAGUGGUGGUGGUGGGGGUUCAGGACGCGGACCAUUUGCAUCAGCUUUACGAAAUUUAGCUAAACAGGCUGACAUUAAGGAAGAAGAGGAAGGAUCAGUGCGUGAUAGAGGAAUCAAUAGUUCUGGAACAAAUAGCGGUAGCGCACCAAAUGCAUCAUCAAUGCCCAGAACGUCAUCAGCGAAUGAUUCACGAUUAGUAGAUGCUCGUUUGAGUGCAGAUGAUCGAUCCCCGUCGUCACAAAUUAGUAAGAAACGCGCCGUGCCAUCGCCGCAGCCUGCAGAAAAGAUUGCACGAUUGAAUGCUUCGGCUCCUCCUUCUAUGCAGCCAGAAUUGUUGGCUCGUAGUGGAUUCCAGCCUUAUAAAUCAGAUGACCGGUUGUUGCAUCCUGCAGGACCAUUUCCUUUAGAUGCCUAUUCCACAUUCGCCAGUUUAGCGGGAAUGCCACCAGGUGCAGCUUUGUUCAAUCCAGCGGCUUUACCUUAUCCAGAACAGCUUUACUUCGAUCAACGCCUUCAAAGUAUGUUUCGCGCGGGUGUGCAUCAUCCACAUCCUAAUCCCCAUGUACUGUAUCCUCAUCUCCCGGGGCAGUACGCUUCGCACUUGUACUCAAUGUUACCGAACGGAACGUCGCCAUUAGGCCUUGGUGUUCCUGGCUUACACGAACGACUUAAACUAGAAGAGGAGCACCGGCAACGUCUCGCCCGUGAAGAAGAACGCGAAAGAGAAAUUCAACGGGAAAAAGAACGUGAGCUGCGAGAACAACGCGAACGUGAGCAACGAGAAAAGGAGCAGCGUGAACGCGAACAACGUGAGAAGGAACAGCGUGAGAAAGAGCAACGUGAAAAGGAGCAACGAGAACGCGAACUACGGGAAAAAGAACGAGAGGCCCGUGAACGCGAGCGAAUGAUAUCGGCAUCUCACCAUUAUUCAUCGCAAAUGUAUCCUCGAAAUCUUCUUCCACCUAUGUUACCAACACUUGGACCACCACUUGGACUGCGUGCGACCCAUCCACUUUCGAGCAUUUCACCCUACCAUUCCGCUGCAGCAGCAGCUGCUGCUGCUCAGAGACAGAGUCCUCAUUUAGGCUUAAAUCUUGCACUAAGCAUGGCUGCAGUUCCCAGUAACUUGAAUUUACCACCUCCUCCUCCAAGUGUUCAUUCAUCCCCAUCGCUUAAUUUAUCACAUCAUCUACCGCCUACAAGCUUAAGCUUAUCUCACCCUGCCGCUUCCGGAUUAUCGCAUCACAGUCAAGUCAGCUUAGCUGCCAUGGCUGCGCAUUCUUCGUCGCCGGUGACAAGCCUUAGCCAUCCUAGCCUGGGUCUACCACCACCGCCUGGAUUAAAUCUAUCACAUCCGCAUAUGUCCCCCCACCAACUUCACAGCCAAUCUUUGAAUCUUGCAACGACCAGUUCACCAAUGGGUGGUAGUCUGAAUCUAUCUCAAAGUGCCGCAGCAGUUGCACUUUCUAAACAAUCGGCAGAAAUGGCGGCUUAUUCUACUGCGUCGUCUAUUGCGCAACAACAAUCGGCAGGCGGAACGAGCGUUACAUCGUCAAUGAUUGGUGCAAACAUUCCAUCCGGUGCUCAGACGGUUUCUAGUUCCUUAUAUUACCAUCAUCCACCACCACCACAUAUGACAACGGCGGCACUCGCUCAUCCGUCUAGUGGAAACCAUAAUCACUCAACAACGUCCGCGAAGACAGUGAAUCCAAAUAACUGUCCUCCGAGUAAUCAAAAUGGCAGCAGUGGACGUUUGUCGAGCAGUCCGAUUGUGCGUAGUGAGAAAGAUAUGACUACAUUGGAUUUGAGUGCACCAAAUUCAUCUACACCCUCGGCAAAUACCAACCGAACUACACCGUCCCUAACCCAUGAAUUGAAUGGUAAUAAUACUCUAAGCAGUGAACCCACGUCAGAGUCAAGCAAAGAUGCACCUCGAUUGAACCCCACUCCUCCUAACAACACCAGUUGUAUUGAUGCCGUGAAAUCGCCUGAAGAUACUACAAAAAGAGGGUCCCAGCAGGCUACACCACCUCUAUCAACUGCUCAUAGUAAUCAAACCAACACCAGUAGUUCCUCUAACACUACCAACGCAACUAGCGACCAGCCAACGAAAUCAACAAACGAGCGUGAUCCUUCACCGGCGACUGCUACAAUGAGCUCCAGUUCAACAACAGGUAACAACCGAUCUAAUAUCCCACAGGCCAGCAACAACACUAAUUCUAAGACAAGCCCCAACAAUCCUUCAAUCACUAAUGAGAGUAAAUCGGGGGCAGAUAUAAAUCAAGCACCGUCACCAAUUCAUAGUACGGGUGCUGGCACUGUUGGUAGUAAACCUACGACAACAGCAGGCGAGCCCAGUAAUAGUCCCUCCUCGUCGUCAACCCAGACGGCAGUUGGAACAAGUGUCGUUGUCGCAACCUCUCAAAUCCAGCAAUCAGAUGAUAACUCUAGUGUGAACGCAAGUGAUGCUAGUCGAUGAUAGUCGACAUUUGUAUGAAUUUGAAAAGGACGAGCGUUAAGUAGUUAUUUAACUGAAUUCAGGACGAUAAAGAAAGGGUUGAGACCAUCAUCUCUCAUCUGAAAUUGCCAUCUGCAAUGUUCUCCUCCGAAUUGAUUCGGGAUCUUGUCGCGCUGUACGAGCCACGCUUUUGAGUCAAUUUCAGAAAUUUGAAAUCGAAAUGUUGAUUUUCCCAUCAUGUCAUGCAUGCAAGACAUGUGUGCGUGUUUUUUUUAAGUUUCAAUCUAUGAUCGAUUAAGGAAAAGCUUUAAAUGUGCUACUCGCCCCGCCCCCCUCGGUAUUCCUUUCGUUUUUACUUGCAAGAAAAUUUUGUAGUCAAAUGUUUAGAGGAAGUGAAUAUUUCUCGUAAAUGUCCUAAGUAAAGUGUAAUAUUUUUAACUUGACUAGUUAGCUUUGUAUAUAUAUAUACAUUUAAGCUAAUAAAUAAUGAGUGAUACGAAAGAGCUUCAUUUUAAUUUUAAUUGAAAUUGUUUUCAAGAGAAGUGUUGAUGUAAAAAGUACUUUCAAAAUUGAACUUUAAGGGAUGCAUUUCGUGGGAAGAAGUAAACUUAAUGAAAAGGCGUAACCAAUAUUUACGACUGCCUAAGUUGCUACAGAAAUACUGUUUCAGGUCCGCGAAUGGAGCUAGCCUACACGUACAAUGCUUAUGUACUUAAAGUUGAUUUUUUUCAUGGGUUUUUUUAUGUUCAAAUUGAACUUCACUUAGUCCUUCAAAGUUCUUUCCUUCACCGGUUCCCUGAAUGCACAAACAUGGUUGGGAUGAGGAGACAGCGAUUUUGUAGUGCAAAUCGAAUUUUGUUUAGAACCGGGACAUUCGAGGCUUGUGCGUUUCUAAGAUACUGGUGCAAUCUAGAAGUGCCCUCGCAAUUAAAGAUUAGGCUGUAAAAUAUAAUGUAGUUUAUGGGGAACAGGUUUCUCCUAAUUUUCGGAAGAUUGCUUGGAAAAUAUGAGCCUUUUUAAGGAACUCUUGUUCGUUAUGGGAAUUCAUUGCUUGCUCAUAUAAUUCCAUCCGCGCAUUGGACAUUAGAGUCUUUGCGAGCUUGAGUCGACAAACUAAACUAAAAUUCAGAAAUCAUGCAUUUCAACCACGAUUGUUUCUUCGCAACAAGCCCCGCAGAAGAAAUAUUUAGUGCUUCUCUCUUGAAUGUAGAUAUGAUUUCUUGAUAGUUGAUAGAAUGCGUUAAGUUUCCUCCUGUUUUUUUUAUCUAGAAUUACUUGCAAGCUGUAACAUAUUCAUAUUGAAACUAAUAAAUCAAAAGAAAGAGUAUAACAAUCAGAAUCAGUUUUUAUUUUAUUAAAACCUUAAUUUAGUAUUAAUUACAAUUUUAGUUAAACCCAACACUAAGAGAAACACAAAGUAUACAUUUUAGCUGAAAACGUACUUCAUAACUAAUAUUUAAGACUAAUUACUAACAUACCAGCACCACGACGCGCCUUAACCACAUUUGUUUUCAAAUACAGAUAUCAUCAAUUUUUACCUCACCUCCACGUAUCAAUUUCUACAUAAUUCGUUUGAAAAUCGCUCUAAAGUACACACACCCCUAUAUUACCUACCAUAUGAGAUCCUUUAUUAAAACGGACUUAAUAGAAAAUACGAUGUAAAACAAAUCUAUAAUAUAUGAAUAAAUAAUAGCGUUAAAAUGUUUAUGGUAAUAUUAAAUGUAUUCUGUAAAUAUCUUUUAGGUUAAAACAUUUCUAAAUGAUACAAAAAUUGAAAAAAAAACAACGGAAAAGUUUAAGGCUAAGAAAAGCAAAUGGAUACGUAUUUAUCAUGAUUUAUAUUACGUUUUUUUGUUUUUUUUUAUCAUGUAGAGGAAGGAAGAUGAUAUAAAAUGUAAAAAAAUAAUCAUUGAAUAGAAAUUAACAAUUAGAAACGGAAUAAGAAAUAAAUAAUAGAAUGUAAACUGUACUAAAUAUUCAAGAUUUAAGGAUAGAGAAUAAGUUGUAAAAUUUAUAAUUACGUUAAUUUGUUUCAACACUUUAAAUGAAUCAGUUUUCAUUAUUUCUUUUCUAAUGUAAGAAGAGGAAGCAAACGUGAAAAGCUAUUGAUAAUACAAAAAAAAAGAUGGUAAAGAUUUUUAUUUCUAUAAUUAAAUUUCGUUGCACAUUGAA
Hermetia illucens (black soldier fly) is the source of this 8870-nucleotide messenger RNA. RefSeq lists its product as uncharacterized. The coding region runs from base 972 to 6719 and encodes 1915 amino acids. The transcript has 13 exons. The record is from RefSeq and is a predicted model, not a curated record. NCBI's taxonomy places the organism in Eukaryota, Metazoa, Arthropoda, Insecta, Diptera, Stratiomyidae.